AUGGAGUAUUUGCUGUGCGGAAUCCCAACAGAUAUUGAAAAUCUAGUAAAGUACGUCCAGCUUACUGAAGACGAGUGCAGAGUUGAAGAAGUAUCUGAAGUGUCGUAUUCCAUAAGCAGGUACCAGAUACUUAUCAGCAAGCACAAAGAGAUUGGCGCCGAGAAGGACCAGAAGGAGAGGCACACCAUAAGCAUCAUAUACCCUGCAGAUAAAAGCAAGUCAAGAAAAGCGCUAAGCCGGAAGAAAACAACAACCGACUUCACAAGCAAUGAAAUUCAUUUGCUCAUGGAGGAGCUUGGCUGCAAAAAUAAAGGAGCCAGAGCGUACACGAGAAGCACAUAUAAAUACAAAGAGGCAGAAAUAGUUGUAGUGAAAAAAGGAGAGGAUGUAUUAGUAGUGGUGAGGACAGAGAGCCCAGACAGCGAAACCAUUCUUGAGGAUAUAAAGAACAGGCUAAGACUGUGGGUUAAUCUAAUAGUUCCUCCUGAGGACACGCACGACUGUCUACUGUAG
Molecule: messenger RNA, 513 nt
Organism: Nematocida ausubeli
Lineage: Eukaryota; Fungi; Microsporidia
Exons: 1
Coding region: 1-513 (170 amino acids)
Source: RefSeq, a predicted model, not a curated record